UUAUGUUUCAUGCUUUGCAAUUACAUAUUUUAACUUGCUUCAUUUUCGGUCUGCAUUUCAUUUGGCUGUUCUUGUGCCAAAAUGUUGGAAAUUUGAGUAUUCAUUUUGGUCUUGGAAUUGUGUUCAAGCUAGAUACUUCUGAUGGGUUUCUGUCAAGUUCUUGAGUAACAAAUCACGGAAGCUGCCUCUUAUCUUACGUAUCUAAUAUGGCAAUCUGAGAACUGUAUUUUUGGGUGAGAGAAAUGGAAUUUGUCUACCUGUUGUUCCUAUGACACAUGUUGGGUUCCUGAGUAAGACUAUAGAAUGUAAGGAGUCACGAAUAGGGAAACAACCAAUUACAGUGCCUUCCAAUGUGACAAUCACAUUGAAUGGCCAAGAUUUAAAAGUAAAGGGUCCUUUGGGGGAACUUUCAAGAACUUAUCCUCGAGAAGUCAGGCUUGAGAGAGAUGAGAAUGGAGUGAUUCGUGUUAAGAAGGCAUUAGAGUCAAGAAGAGCCAACCAAAUGCAUGGACUUUUCAGGACACUUACAGACAACAUGGUGGUGGGAGUAUCUAAGGGGUUUGAGAAGAGACUUCAACUAGUUGGUGUAGGGUAUCGUGCAACAGUAGAAGGUAAAGACUUGGUAUUAAGUCUGGGAUUUUCUCAUCCGGUUAGAAUGGCAAUACCGAAUGACCUAAAAGUGAAGGUGGAAGAGAACACCAGGAUCAUUAUUAGUGGAUAUGAUAAGUGUAACAUUGGUCAGUUUGCUGCUUCAAUUAGGAAAUGGAGGCCCCCUGAACCAUAUAAAGGUAAAGGUGUGAGGUAUGCCAAUGAAGUUAUAAGAUUAAAGGAAGGGAAAGCUGGGAAAAAGAAGUAACUGAUGCAUUUCUUUUCUAUGUUCUUUUUGUCUCUUAUGUGCACUUGUUUAAAUGCAUUAGCAAUGCGGAUGUAUUUCAGUUAUUCAUUGAACAGACAGGAUGCUUAUUUUUUUAGUUUUAUUUCUGUCUCAGUUGAUUUCUUUUA
Molecule: messenger RNA, 1002 nt
Organism: Manihot esculenta (cassava)
Lineage: Eukaryota; Viridiplantae; Streptophyta; Magnoliopsida; Malpighiales; Euphorbiaceae
Product: 50S ribosomal protein L6, chloroplastic
Exons: 3
Coding region: 269-856 (195 amino acids)
Biological process (GO): translation
Cellular component (GO): ribosome
Molecular function (GO): rRNA binding; structural constituent of ribosome
Source: RefSeq, a predicted model, not a curated record